Molecule: messenger RNA, 4304 nt
Organism: Solea senegalensis (Senegalese sole)
Lineage: Eukaryota; Metazoa; Chordata; Actinopteri; Pleuronectiformes; Soleidae
Gene: taf1c
Product: TATA-box binding protein associated factor, RNA polymerase I subunit C
Exons: 16
Coding region: 273-3728 (1151 amino acids)
Biological process (GO): transcription by RNA polymerase I
Cellular component (GO): fibrillar center
Molecular function (GO): RNA polymerase I core promoter sequence-specific DNA binding
Source: RefSeq, a predicted model, not a curated record
CUCGUCUCGUGCUGGUGUGAGUUUCCUGUGCGUGUGUUCGUGUGGACUCCACACGUGUCCGCGGAUCUGUUGUGGAUUUAAGAUAAAUUUCACCGCAGUUCUUCGUCUUUAAGGAUCCGUCUGCGUCACUUUAUGUUCGCUGUUUGUCGUCGGAGCCGCUGAGUGAGCGUCACUGCGAUUAGAAAGCGGACAAAUGUGUUUUUGUGCUCGUUUGUGGCAGCUAAGCGUUAGCGAGCUAACGUUAGCCGCCGGAGAGAACAACAUGUUCAGACAUGUUUACUGAGAGAGAGAGAGAGAGAGAGAGAGACACACACACACACACACACACACACACACACACACGAGGGGACGGAGAGACAGCACGACAGUGUCACACAUGUAUUAUUAAAAUGGAUUCUAAGUUUCCAGAUCAGCUUUUUCCUUCGUUUUAUGAACGUGGACCUCCAGAUACAGCCCCGAAUCACUGCGCUGGAAACUGGGGAAGUUACGACAAACUCACGAUUCAGGACGACUCUGGUUCUCGCUCCAACUGGACGUUUACAUCCAGACAUCAGGUCAAAGGAGAGACGUGGCGUCACACCGAGCCUGUACCACUUCCUCUGCUGUCUCCUUUAAAUGAAUUCCUUUGGCCGACAAAGCCUCCCAAUCCACUGGACUUCAUGGAACACAUGCAGAAUUUCUUCCUGGAUCACAGACACGAUGCGUUCGGCUGCAUGAGCCAAAUUCUGGGCGAGAACUUCAACUUUAAACAAGGAACGAAAGAAAAACGUCACAAAGACUCCAUCAGCAUGUGGAGGGUGACGAGGUAUCUGGACGGGCUGUCGUUUAAAAAGUGUCGGCUGAGGGAUCGCUCCGUCACGCUGAACCGUUACAGUGCUCUGCUGGGAGAUGUGGUUCACUCCAUCCCUCCUCAGCUGUUGGGUUCUCUGCUGUAUGAGGAGCUGACGGAGCAGGGGGAACGCCUGCUGUUCUCUGAAGCGGCCACGGGUGGCGCUCUGGAGUUCAUCCCUUUCUCUCACAACGGCGACGGCUACCUCGUUUACCCCGGAAAUCAAGGACUGAACCGACUCAAAUUCCACAGGGUGGAGCUGCAGCGCCACAGAGGAAGCCACUCUGUUCUCAGGUCCAGCAGCAGCGACUCCUUCAGCUUCCACCUGAAAGGUCCCAUCAGACAGAUUAGCUCCGCCUCUCUGUUCAACAACAGCUGCGUCGCCGUGCGCUCAGAUUAUCUGUGUGGAGCGUGGCAGUUCAGCGGAGGAGGAGAACGACCUCGUCUGCUGCAGGCGGUCAACACCACAGAGGUCGCAACCUGCGUCACUGCCAGUCCUCAUGUUUUAGGUGAAGUUCUGGUGGCGAGUGAGAGUGGUGUGGUGAACCUGUGGACCGUGGGCAGAGGGAUGCAGAAGGUUCGGGGAGAAGACAGUAACCUGUACUUCAACGCCGAGUCGCCAUGGCGAUGGUGCGACUUCUCUGCACACCCGAGGGUGAUGGUGUACGCCGACAGGACGGGGGCGGAGCUAACGGACAUCAGGGUCAGUCCCGUCUCUGCUCUCUCUCUGUUUUCGAUCAGCAGGAGUUCAGACUGUCACAGAGGAGAGAGACUCAUCCUGUCCAGAUAUCUGCGAGACGUCCACUCCUUCCACCACCUCGUCACCACACAGUUCUCGUCAUACAUCGCGGACGAGCGUUUCCCCGGUGUCCCCGUGCUCAAGUGGGAUCACAUGAUGGAGUCCCCGCCUUUGUUCUGUCACGUCCUUCCUGGCUCCGCCUCCUCUGGAUCAGCAGUGGGCGGAGCUGGGACCACUAAAGUCGUGUUGGGCUCGCAGAGAUCGCAGGAGCUCGUCCUGCUGCAGUACUCGGGAGGCAGAGCUACAGCAUGCUCUAGUCGAGGUCCACCUCUGGCUCUGCUCAGACCCAGUACCAGCCUGAAACACCUUCCUGUCCAGAUCCCUCACCGUCUGGACGUCGCCACCCACAGGCUGAGCUCGUCUGCUGCAGGUCUGACUUGUGUUCAGAGGACAGGAGGAGAAGGUGGAGGUGUGGAGGACGAGUGCAUCUGUGUCCUCCAGCUCACUGAAGCUGGAGAUGUUUUCUACCAGAUCCUGGAGCCGCAGCAGCAGCAGAUCCACAUCCCAGACGUCGAACCACCGCCGUCGAAAACUGCUGCGUCAUCGUCACCGAGCUCUCAGCUGUUUGCGGAGAACGACGUCAUCGGAACAACGCAGAAGGAACGACAGACGUUCUCCGACUCUGACGAGUCAGAAGACGGAGAACAAAGACGCCGACGACUGAAGCAGCUGAAGCUGCAGGUCGUCGUCAACCAGUCUGAUGAAGAUGAUGAUGAUGAGGACGACGACGACGACGACUCGGGCGCGCGCGAGAAAGACGGGGAACCAAGUGACUCCACAGGGAAGGAAGCGCUCUGCAGCUCCAUGAGUGUCGUGAAUAUCAGUGAAGACGCGCUCGUCGCCUGGAAACACUGGCUCCAGAAACUGAUGAAGAAGAGUCGAGAGAAGAAGAAGAAGCCCCGCCCGCCAGGUUCACAGCUCUUCACGGCCGACACUGAAGGUUUUCUGCGUCUGCGCCGCCAAGAGACGCGAGAGGACAAGCACGUGCGGAGUCUGAGGCGAGAUCUGAGGACGUGCAUGUCCAAACGCUCGCUGCUGGCCUUCAGUGCGCCCACGUUACAACCGCUGCCCCACGCCGUGGACACGGACGCGUGGACAGAUCCGAUGAGUCGGCGUCUCACCAUCUCCUGGCAGGGGGAGGCGGCAUGGAGAGCGUGGUGGGAGGAGGAGCUUGGGCUCAACAGGGCGGAGAAGGAGAUGGCGCUGAGGAGGAAGAGGAUGAGGGAGAAGGAGAGGAAGAGAGCAGCCGGCAGACUGGAGCUUUCAGGAAGCUUCACCUCAUCCACCACCUACCAGGCGGAGCUCGACUCCUUCUCUGACUCAGCAGGAUGGACGUCCGGCAGCCAGUGGGCGUGGUCUGACACUGACGGGUUAGAGGACACCGUGGGGGGCGUCACUCCUGUUCCCACGACGACCGUCUCGCCACUGAAAACCGCCAAAGGUGAACGCGAGCCGCAGACGCCGAGCAGAUCCCACGACAUUUCCGUGUCGCAGACGCCGAACAGAUCCUGCGACGUUUCCGCGUCACAGACGCCGAGCAGAUCCCACGACAUUUCCGCGUCGCAGACGCCGAGCAGAUCCCACGACAUUUCCGCGUCGCAGACGCCGAGCAGAUCCCACGAUGUUUCCACGCCGCAGACGCCGAGCAGAUCCCACGACAUUUCCGCGUUGCAGACGCCAAACAGAUCCCGCGACGUUUCCGUGUCGCAGAUGAACGACACGCCGGCUGCUCGGAGGGCGAGCAAACGUUCAGCAGAGGGCGAUCACACAUCUGUGCUUGCAUCACAGAAGCUGAAGUCUGUGGCUGCAGCUCCACUCGUGACUCGUCUCAGCAGUAGACAGGGUUUCCAACCCUUGCUGUCCCAUCAUAACGUCGUAGAGGACGACAGCGGAGUGCGAUCACCACAGUCUGUCUCACAACAGUCCGUCCCUCAGAGGGAUCUCCGCGUGAAUCUGUCCUUGGACUCGGCCGUCUGGUCGGGAUUCUUCCAGUCUCGGCCUCUUUCCCAGAGUUCACGGGGUCGCGUGGGACUGUCCCAGUCGUCGCAGUCGUCGCAGUCUUCACAGGCAAAGAAGAAGAAACCUCGGAUGGGAUUUUGAUGAAUCGAUUUGGAAUGUUUUUUUUUGGCGUCUUCUUGGAUCUACAGUGGGAUUAAUCGGUGGAAAAAACAACCCCAGACUAUGUGGAUUAAACGGUGGAGAAAGCAAAGUGGAGGUAGACGUUUGUGGAUUCCUGAGGACGACCGGAGACAACUGGUUUGGUAAAUUUAUUCUCUUUGUUCUGAGUGAGUGUUUUUGUAUGUGUGACCUCUUCUGUUCAGGACCAUUCGUCCCCAUGGAGACCUGAACCUGGUCCUAGUGAGUGGAAGUGGUUGAGAUGUGUUGGGCUGCAACUGACCAUUAUUUUCAUCAGUGUUUGUCAAACCUGGAAAUGAAGAAGUUCUGAUUUUUUCAUCAAAUCUAUUAUCAUCAUAAUUCAGUUAUAGAUGAAUAAGUGAUUAUUGGUUUGUGUGAGUGUGUUUUUGUUCACUGUUUUCCAACGUUCACGUCAGCGUAAAAACUUUUGCUCCUCGGACAAGAACACGAAAUAGUUUCUCUGAAAUUUCGUGUCGAGUCUCACGUUUCCUUGUUCUUUGAUACAAAAAAUAGAGAAUAAAGUUUAUUUUUUAAAAGAAA